Molecule: messenger RNA, 4329 nt
Organism: Strongylocentrotus purpuratus (purple sea urchin)
Lineage: Eukaryota; Metazoa; Echinodermata; Echinoidea; Camarodonta; Strongylocentrotidae
Product: centrosomal protein of 72 kDa
Exons: 14
Coding region: 63-1964 (633 amino acids)
Molecular function (GO): protein binding
Source: RefSeq, a predicted model, not a curated record
UUGUUUAGUCCCAUUGUAUUGCCGCUUGUGUUUGAAUAUCAGUGAAAGCGGUAAAUUCAAAGAUGUCUCUCACGAUAACUGAGGCUUGGAUUAGAGAAAGGGUUCAAUUAAAUCACGAUAAUUUAGAUGAUGUACGAUCCCUGUCGUUACCUGGUACCUACCAGGAGAAGAUAGGUAGCCUGGGCAAUGCACUGUCCAGCUUUACCCGUCUCAAGCAGAUAGAUCUCUCUCGCAACUCACUCCAGAGUCUCCAGGGCUUCCAACAGCUCAAAGUUCUUGAGAAGCUCAAUCUGUAUUACAAUAACAUCAGCAGUCUGCAGGAGCUGAACAGACUGAGACACAACACCAGUCUUCAGGAGAUUGACCUUCGAUUGAACCCUGUCACGAAGAAUGAACCUGAUUACAGGCUCCAUCUGGUCCAUAUGUUACCAAAUCUCAGGAAAUUAGAUGACAGAUCAGUGAGAGAAUCAGAAAGGAAAUCGGCACUGCUUCACUUUGACACAGAUCAGGCGACUGGUAUGACGGAGCACAGCGCAUCAUCAGCAAAGGAUCCAUUGAGAGGAGAGCUACCCAGAACAAAACAUGUCAGAGGACUUGGGGGAAGAACAGCUGUAGAAGAAGACGACUGUGACCUGCUUGACCUCUUGGCUAGAACCGAUGGUGACCUUUCCCGACCUCGUCCAGUCACUGGGUCCAGUGUGGCCAACCCCUCUGUUGAUGUCCAGCUUACACAAGAUUACCAGAGACCCUACAGUCAGAGGACGCCACCUCGCAGGAGAGCAGGAUCCAAUACGUCCAGUCACAUGGCAGAGAGGGACAGGAGCUUGUAUCAGACAGAACCAUCCCAACAUUUAUCAGAUCGGGAGAGGUCGCAGCAGCUGCAAAGGUCAAGGGUUGAGGUCACUGAACCAGAGCAAGAGGUCAGAGGGCGUGUCGACUCCAACCUGAGGUUUACAGAUGAAAGUGAUGCGUAUUCAGCUUACUCCUCCAAAGUGAACUUUACACCAAAUCCAAAGUCUGGUGUCAGAGGAGAUUCCUCAUCUACAUAUGAUCUGCACCCAGUGCCAGGGGCAGGGGAAACGUUUGAUGAACCUCCACCAGUACAGAGAACCAUGAAACAGAAUGGAGCCGCCUCAGUUCCAGGAAUGAGCCAGAGCACGUUCCUAGACGGUCUCCUCAACCUUGUGGACAGAUACUGGAAUGGCAGCAAGUCUCUUCAUGCACAUUCAAAAUUUCAAGCUCAAGCCCAGUCACUCCUAGAGAAGCUUUUAACGGAUCACUCAGCCACCAGUCAGGAGCAUAUAGAUCGGCUUCAGCUGGACAUAGCACGCUGUAAACUGGGCUCUGCAGGUGGGAGAAUAGGCCAGCAGGCCACGGCAAUGGCAGGAUCGGAACUACAGAGGGCAUUGGAUACAUCGCAGAGAGAUGUGGAUCGGCUGUGCCUUGAGCUUCAGGAGGUGACAGAGGAGAAUAGGCAGCUCCAGGUCCAGCUCCAGGUCCAGGUCCAAGACUCCAGGAGAAAGGCUGCUGCGGAUGCUGCAUCUCAUGGAGAGAUCAAAGAAUCUGUUCACGGACAGAAGCUUCAGCAGGAGAAUGAGAAGCUAAAGUUACAGCUGAAACAUGUCACUCAGCUCCAGGAGCUAGCUACUAUGCUGCAAGAAAGCCACAAAUCCUUGGUUACCACAAAUGACCAUCUCCUCAAAGAGCUGGAUGAAACCAAACAGAGGCACAUGGAAGAGGUCAAGCAGCUCCACUGGUCUUACAACCAGCUCAAACAGACCAUGGACAUCACGAUGCCCCCCACCUACCCCCCUUCCCAGACCACCACCUCCCAUCAACCCCAGGGCGGGGCAGUCAAUGGGUACGACAGAGGGGAGGGAGAUCCUUCAACGCAACCGGGGUAUGGUAGUUACUCUCAGGGGAAGAAAGUGAAGGGGUUUAGCUAUAGCAAUGGGAACAUGUGAGAGUGGGGAUUAGUUGGUUGACAAUUCCUCUAGGAUAUGUUGUUAAAGUCAAACUUUAUGGGUUAGGAGAAUCCUACCACAUUGCCCAAGCACCGGGGAAAAAUGUGAAGAGGUGUGGUAACAGCUAUGGGAGCAUGUGAGGUUGGGCAUCGAGUGGUCAGGUCUGAUAAUUACCAGAUUUAAAUCGGUUUCCUGAUUUUUAAUUUUUUUUCCCCCGAUUUUUGUUUUUCUUCCUGAUUUUAAUUUUUUGAUUUUUUCUUCUGAUUUUAUCCUGAUUUUCCCUAUUUUUCCCCUAUUUUUCCCCUAUUUUCUCUAUGUUUCCAGAUUUUCCCCCCAAUUUUCUUACUCAAAAGGGGGCAUUGUUGUUAGAUCCCAGUUUUUUUCUCCCCGAAUCCUCUUCUUUUUUUUUUUUACUCAAAGGGGGCGUGGUUGAGGGAAAACCACCCCCCCCCUUUUUCUUUUAGUGCUCACUCUCACCCCGGGUGGUUGACAGUACCUCAAGGAACUCUUCUGCUGAGAGGCAAAAAGAUGUUUACUCUAUGUAAAUUAAGUUAACUCCCUUCUGGCUUUCAGGAGAUGAACUAUUCUUGAUAAAAAGAUAAACAUUUAUUUGAGUCAGGGGAUUCCUAACACACUUUCCAAUACUGGGAAAGAAGGUGAAAGGGUUCCGUUUGAUAGUAAUGGGAGCUUGUGAGUUUGAAAUUUGAACAGAUUUUGUUUGCCAUCACCUCACAGAAUUGUUUGUGAUAGGGAGAUCGCCAUGUAUAUCGUUUAGGGGAUUUGUACCACAAUGCCAGGGCACAGCAGUUACUGUUUAAGGAAUGUCAAGAGUUCUGUCAAGCCUGUGAAAAUUUUAUCUUUAUGAAUACAUGACAUUGUCUACCAUAUCGAUUAAAAAUUUCCUGUCUGUGGUUUAAUUGUCCAACUUUGGCAUUCCAUCAAUUGAUCAAAGUGGUUACUACUUAUGAAUUGGACAAAUUUGAGGUCACUGAAUUAAAAUGUGACGUUAUUAUGUGACAUAGAGGGCGAGAUUGAAGAGCAAAUGUAAAAGUACUAAUUCAUUGCAAAUCCUUGGACAGAAUUGAUGUGUACCUUUAAAAAAAAAGUUAUGCAUACAACUUGGGGAAAUUUUAACUGUUUAAUGUUCCAGACAACAUGUGACAAGACAAAUAGACAAUCAUUCAAUUAAGAUGCUGAUUAUGUAAUUCCUAAACAAUCAUGUAAAGUUAUGGAAAUUAUGAAGUUUUAGUUUUUGUAUCAAAAAAUCAUUUAGUCUAUGAUAGGUUGUCGUGGUGUUCUUUUAAUCACUUUGCUGUGGUUUUAGCACAGAAAUAUUAGGCUGAAUGUAAAAUAGUACAAGAUUUGUGAUAUUCUAUAAAAACAUAUCACACACAAAGUUGAAUGUACAUUUUGGAAUUGCCCAAUUCUACAGUUGUCCUAUAGUUUGAUAUUUAAAAAAUAAUCUAUUUUGUAUAGUUGAAUUUGAAAAUCAGUAUCUGAAAUGCUUAUAAUAUGAGGUUGUAUUGGAUAGAAAAAGUCACAAAUUCGUGAUGUGGUUGCUUCUUUGCAAAACACUGCCAUUUUAUUUGUAUAUUGUGAUUAUAAUGGAUACGCAAGGCAACUAAAUGUGAACUUAACAAAUAUUUGAAGCAUUAAAAAUGUAGGAUUGCCCUUCAAAUAUGUAUGGAUAUGUAUCUUGGUACUAAAACAUAUUUAAAACCAGUAUUAAUAUAUUAUUGGCAUUGGCAGAUGUAGGAAUAUAAUCAUCAGUACUGUAGUUGAGCUUGUGUGGAGUGGUAUAUACAUGUAUAUAUGGUUACAAAGACAUUCAUCAUCAACUGUUUGUGAGUGAUGAUUAGAAAGUGCAUGGUUAUCGCUCUUAUUCUUAUUUAUGACAUUUCUAGUGCCCUUUCAGGACCUAAAAUUGCUAUGAAGGUAAUUUUAGACCCCAAAGUGUAACAAACAGCAUUUCUUUUGCACAAAAUCAGUGUUAAUGAUUUAUUGUGUACAUUUAGGGAGCAUAUUGAAAUAUUUGUAAGCCUUCAAAGAAGAUUUAGAUGGAUAUAUAUCAAUUUUGAGGUCAUCAGUUUUUUAAUAUGUUUUACACAGAUUAAGCUUUGCUGCUCUUGAGCACAUCAAGCAAUUGUUUAUUUCACAAAAUGCAAGAACAUUUGUCUUUUUUUAUCACAGUUUUUACAGCGUUUUGUUGCUGUUGUGCCGUCCAUUUUUUUUUCUUCAGGUAAACAUUGCACUUAAUUACAUUCCAAACUGGUCAGUAUCAUUUUGCUAAUAUUGCCAUGACGAUUAACUUUCUGCAGAGUGUGAAAACGAUGUAAAAUAAACUUGAUGUGUCACUUGUACUCCA